CGUUCCUUAAUCCGUCGCAGGUGUUUCCCGUUACCCGUCGGUCACUCGGUCGCGCACUGUCCAUCUCUCUCUCUCUCUCUAGAUGUUUUCUCCGCCAUUGCUAGGGUUUUUGCCGGAGGCACGAGCUCUGGAGAGCUUAACGAGGGAUUGUAGUCGUUUCUGAGGUAAUACCUAGGGUUUUUAAGAGGAGUUAGGGUUCGUGAGAUUGCUUUUCUGUUCAGUCGGCAGGUCUGUGCGAUGGCCGCGGUCGAUGCGGAUCCGUUUCAGAAGGCGAUCGAUCACCUGGAGGCGGAGAGGGCGAUCCUCACGAACUUCACCAACUUCUGGAAAGACCUUUCCAGCCACAUCUCCUCCCUCGAGCAGACCCUCCGGCAGAAGUCCGAAACCCUGGAGUCGAAGCUCCAGUCCCUCGACUCCACCACCAAGGAGGCCCUGGAGUCUCUCGCCACCAGGGAGGAGUCGCUCCCGUCAAAGGAGUUGGCCGCAUCCGAGCGCGUUGAGCGGCUGAAGCAGGCGGCACUCGCACAGAUCGAGGAGCAUUCCGGCGCCCUGCCGAAGGGUGCCGACGUUGCGACGAGCCUUAGGUUUUUGUGUCUUAAGAUGGACGCCGAUGGGCUGUGGAGGUUUCUGAUCGCGAGGAGGAAGGAGCUGGCAACCAUCCGGGCGGAGCUCGAGCCGGCGGUGGCGGACGCCGUGGAUCCGGCGUCCCUAGUUUUACAGGCACUCGAGGAUUUCGUAUUCAGACGGGCUGAUAAGGUCGGCCUCUCCGACCAGCGCUGGGCUUGCGGGAUGCUUCUCAGGGCGCUAUCGGCGGACGAGGGAGUGGCUGCGAGCGUGAAGGAGCGAGCGAUGGUGCUUGCCGAAGCUUGGAAGGAAAAGAUCCACGGGAGCGGGGAAGGCGGCCUGGCUUCGAAUGCAGCUGAAGUGCAGAUGUUUUUGCAGCUGCUGGUGACAUACAAGCUGGUGGAGAAGUUUGAGAUGGAUUAUCUGAAGAAGUUCGUUGUGGCAUUUGCUUCUCGAAGAGACAUGCCGAAGCUUGCAGUCUCGUUAGGGUUUAAUGAGAAGAUGGGAGAAAUAAUUGAAGAAUUGAUAGGCAACGGCAAGGAGGUGGAUGCAGUAUAUUUUAUUUAUGAAUCCGGAUUACCUAGUCAGUUCCCUCCAGUACCACUUCUUAAGGCCUAUCUCAAGAAUGCGAAGAAAAAUGCAAAUGGUGGGACAAAGAGUGGAUCUACUGAUGAUGGCAACCUGUCAGAGCUCAAUGCUCUUAAAGCCUUGAUCAGGUGUAUUGAGGACCACAAGUUGGAAGCUGAAUUCUCCCCUGAAAGCCUGAAAAAGCGUGUUAGUCAACUGGAAAAGGCCAAGCUGGACAAAAAGAAGUUUACUGGCCCUCCUAAGUCACAGAACAAGAGAAGCCGGGCUAGUGGUGGCAGUGUAGGCUCUGCUUCCUUCCCACCUGCCAAAGCUGGAAGGCAUGCCAAUGCAUAUCCAUCAUCAAUGUGGAGGGAUCGAAAUAUACCAGCCCACCAUUAUCCUGCUGCUCCUUUCCCUCCAUCAUACAGUGCUUAUGAUUACCCAUACCUGACAGAGACAUCCAGUGUUGGCAGCCGUAGUCCAGCAGCAAUGUCUCAAAGCCACUACUCUUAUGUUCCGGAAGAUGUGGCAACCACCCGUGCUGCUGCUGCUGCUGCAGCUGUUGCCGCUGCCGCCGCCGCUGCUGCUGCUACACCAUCUUACACUUCUGCUACUGCUAACUACAGUGGCUAUGGCUAUGGAUCUGGUCUCUCUCCAUAUCAAGGUUCUACAUAUCCGCACUAAGUUUUCCACUCUGGUAGCAUGAUCUGUCGAUAGGUUCACUUGCAAGAUUUUAACUUUGACUGGUUACUCUUUUCUGUUCACAUGUAAUCUGGGCUUUAGGGUGUUACCUUUUUUCAUUUUAAUGCUAGUUCUGAUCUCUUCUGCGUUUGGGAAAUAACAACAGAGAAUAACAAUGUUCAGUUAAAACGUCGGGGGAGUUACUGGUGCCUCAUAGGACCUGAGAAGGAAGUUGGUGGUUGUUUCUUUGUAAUUAAAUGAAGGUCAUGACUGUUGCCCCUUGCAGCAACAAAUGAUGGUUAUGUUAAUGUUGUGUUGGUAAUUCAAUAUGUACUAUAUUUCCUAUACAAAUUUCAGUGGACAUUUUUCUCUAGCAA
Molecule: messenger RNA, 2189 nt
Organism: Nymphaea colorata (pocket water lily)
Lineage: Eukaryota; Viridiplantae; Streptophyta; Magnoliopsida; Nymphaeales; Nymphaeaceae
Product: FRIGIDA-like protein 4a
Exons: 3
Coding region: 238-1815 (525 amino acids)
Source: RefSeq, a predicted model, not a curated record